Messenger RNA from Symbiodinium pilosum, 783 nucleotides. The record is from the annotation of a GenBank genome assembly. NCBI's taxonomy places the organism in Eukaryota, Dinophyceae, Suessiales, Symbiodiniaceae.
AUGCCUGCUGGCAGCCUAAGAUCUGCGCUGGACACCAGCUUUCUAGCAGCAAGCUCUGGUGCCGAGCUGCGAUCCAAAGUUGGCAGCCCUCUUGAUGUCAGAAGCACAGAUCCUGUCGAGGACUUUGCCGCCUGGCUUUUGCGACUGGGCGGUGCGGUGAAGCAGACCAUCCUGGAUUGGACCCACUGGCCGUUGCCAAGUGGCAUCAAUCCCAGUGAGAGGAAUGAAUUCUUCGGUUGGGCUGGCCCUGAGCGUCCUCUUGGACCUCAAGAUGCCAAUGAGGCGGCAAGACUCCAUGCUGGGCUGCCCAUGACUGAGCCCCACGCUCCGGCGCCUCUGACGGGGCCCGUGAGACCUCGCCACUCGGGCAUCAACAUGUGGCACCCGACUGCAAGGAAUGCCCUCUACUACGAGAUCAACAAUCCCAACGCACCCAACCGUCCUCCGGACUGGCCCAGGGGAGUGGAUUGGCCACCCCGCGCGAUCAUCGACAAAAAUGGCAAGUGGUGGCCCCCACCAGGUUGGGCAAAUGGCGCUGGCGCUGAGAAGGGCUGCGAACUCGGUUACUGGACCUACAGCUGUGGAUGGCGGAACCGUGAAGAGGCAAAGAUGCUGCUGCCAUAUGGUGGGGCCCUAGCCACGAGCUGGCAGAAGUGGGCAACAAGCCACGCAGACUUCUUGCCAAAGAAGCGCGAGAAGAUGCGGACUUCCUGGAGCGGCUGCGUGGCUUUCAAUCGGGCCUGCAAGGCCCGCCGGAGCCUCCGAGAGCAGCGCAGGUGCUAG